Molecule: messenger RNA, 2290 nt
Organism: Vitrella brassicaformis
Lineage: Eukaryota; Vitrellaceae
Source: the annotation of a GenBank genome assembly
CUCCAACAUCUGAGCCGCUGAAGACUCCCUCUUUCUUUGCCUCUCAUCACCAUCAAUCUGCCCCUGCCCUGGAUCUUCCCAUCUAUCGUCCGUCAUCUAUCUAUCGGCCUGAUCGCAUCUGGCUGACCAUGAAUUUCGCUCAGCGGAGAUCAGGGGUUACCAUCUUCGGCAGUACGGAGGGCCACAUGCGUCUGGCGGGCCGGUUCUGGCGCAGGUCCAACCGGCACACGCCGCAGGUGGUGCGGGUGCCCAACCCUCAGGGCCCUCCGCCGCCCAUCAGCUACUCAUUCAUGUGGAUACUCGGCAUGGACACUGUCAGGCUCGACUGCUUCCAACAGGCACUCACCCAGUUCGCCAGGGACAAAUCCAUCCUCGGUGAGUCGGGAGAGAGGGAGGGAGGGAGGGAGGGAGGGAGAGAGGCAGACGGGCAGACAGACAAGGCAGAUCAGACAGGGCGAGCGAGCAAGGAAGAGCUCCCGUCCUUUGCACUGACUGGCCCUUCUGUUUGUUUGCCUGUAUGUAUGUAUGUGUGAUGCGAUGCUCCCUCCCCUUUGACUCAUGAAUCCAUUAGUGAAUCGUUGCGGCCCUGCGAUCAAGAUGGUGGAGAAGUGCAUGCAGGCCAGCGUCCGGCACGUGUAUCUCGUGGAGCCCCACCAGGACGCCUGGGAGCUGGCCGCUCGGUGGCUGGAGCAGCGCAAAUGGAUGCUCCAGGAGACCUUUGCCUACCCGGGGGACUCUCGCGGCUUGGACGCACAGGACAACGUCUAUUACAAGGAGUUGAGACGCAAGGGCUUUGGGUUCGACAGGGCCAGGUGGGUCAGCCGGUUCAGCCAUGGCGUGGGGUACCCCAAGGUCAACAUCUUCCGCCAGAUCACCGAGACGCCCAACGAGGUCAAGGCUGACGUCCUCGUCCACGAGCUGUCGGGCAACCUGGCCAGCGAGCAGGGAAGCAUACUGGACGUCAUCAGGGCCAAGAAGAAGGUCCUCGUUACGGGCGGCAGGGUGCUGCCCGGGGUGGUCGAGACGUGGAUCGCUCCCGUGGCUCCGCUCAGGCUCUCGUGGUACGACAGGUACCGCAACUGGCGAUGGUGGAAUAUAUGGCCAAACGAAGAGGAAGAGGGCCUCUAUGACGUCAGGAAGUUCCCUCGUGAGCGGGGCGGGGCGGGCCGCGCACACAAAACAGGCCACUGAGUCUUUCCUCGUGUGUCUUGCUCUCUCUCCUUCCCUCCCUCCCUGCAUCCCUCCCUGCCUGCCUCUCUCCUUGGUUCAGUCGAUUUGCUCUUGGCGCCCCCGCAGCUGUUCGAGCGGUACGACCUCAACAGCCACGUCCGCGACUUGCAGAAGAGCCUGCAGCAGACGCGGGAGCUGUCCUUCACCCUGCCCUACGACUCCCAGCUGGCCGGCUUCGUCAUUUUCAUGCGCUCGGUGCUCGUGGAGCCGGCGCAAGCCAGCCCAGACAAUGUCGCUGAGCAGGCCAGCCGGGGGGAGGACAGCUCAGAGGAGAAACAGCAGCCAAAGACCGGUCUGGAGGGUGCGUUGCGGAGCAAGAUUGCGGAGCUGGAGACCCAGCUGGAGAAGGGCAAGGGCAAGAAGAGGAAAGUGGCGCUGAUGGGGCUCAGCAGGGGGGAGCAGUGGGCGAGAUCCGUCACGACUGACAACGAAGCCAACAAGGGCAUGGUGGCCUACGACACCCUCAACGACACCACGAGCUUCAACCCCUACUACCUCCACCUGUGGAACCCGCCACUCGAGCCACCCGAACUGGAACUUGAUGACUCCGACAAGGCAAGCACUGUGCGUGGGGUGCGGCCGUACACGCACACAGACAGACAGACAGACAGACACGGUGCCUGUGUGUGUGGUGUGUGUGGUGUGCAUUGAUUGUAUGCAUGUCUGCAGGAGAAUGUGGUUGAGUCGUUGUGGCAGGACGCCCCGUGCGACGUGCCUCUGAAGGUGCGGUGCAGCGUCGACGCACGCUACCCGGCCGCCAUGUACUCGAUCACCGCACAGUGGAUGAACGAGAGGAAGAGCUACUGGUGGGGCGGCAGAGAGGUCCUCGCCAAGGCCAACCCACACACUUUACCCGACUGACUGCCAGUGGCGGUGAGCAGCUCAGUGGUGGGUGGGCGAGUAGAGGGGGCGGAGGGAGGGAACGACAAGACGGCCGCAGCCAAUCGGUGAAUGGGGGCAGGGAAAGAGGGCUGAUUGGUAGGUAGAUGGAUGGAUGGAUGGACACGUUCAUGAAGUGCAUCAAUGUGCCUGCUGUCUAGCGCUCAUGCAUUCAUGUCCG